Molecule: messenger RNA, 1851 nt
Organism: Pleurotus ostreatus (oyster mushroom)
Lineage: Eukaryota; Fungi; Basidiomycota; Agaricomycetes; Agaricales; Pleurotaceae
Exons: 17
Coding region: 1-1851 (616 amino acids)
Biological process (GO): nucleotide catabolic process
Cellular component (GO): cytosol
Molecular function (GO): metal ion binding; nucleotide binding; hydrolase activity, acting on ester bonds
Source: RefSeq, a predicted model, not a curated record
AUGUUCAGAAAUAGAGCCCCGUUGCUCAGUUUUCUUUUGUUGUGCAUAUCCUCGGGGGUUCAUGCCUGCGGUGACCAUGAACACGGGAAGAGGGCCCUCCCGUCGUCCCCGCUGACUUCUCCGAGUCGACCACUGGAGUGGGGUGACAUCAACAUUCUUCAUACCACCGACACCCAUGGAUGGUUGCUUGGGCAUCAGAAAGCAUCGUUCCCUGAGCCCAAUUACAGUGGUGACUUUGGCGACUUCUCGUCAUUUGUGUCUCACAUGAAAACGAUUGCGUUGGAAAAGGACGUUGAUCUUCUGCUCGUCGAUUCUGGUGACAUUCAUGAUGGCACGGGGCUCACUGACGGACACCCUCCUGGUGGAAUUAACGCCCACGACGCAAGUAGCCUUUCUACGAAAUUCCUCAUGCAAUUGCCAUAUGAUGUCAUGGCAAUUGGCAACCAUGAGUUAUACACUUACGCUAAUACCCUCGAUAUGCACACCAACUUCGCCCCUCAGCUCAAGGGGCGAUACUUGUCAUCCAACGCAAAUAUCACUGUACCUGAUAAACACGGAAAACCAAUCAGUGUCCCCGUCGGCGAACGCUUUGCGAAAUUCAGGACACGGAAAGGACGCCGUAUUACCGCGUUUGGUGUGCUCUUUGAUUUCACUGGAAACGACAAAAACACCACCACGCAGAGAGUCUCCGAUAUGGUAAAAGAGAAAUGGUUCCGUUAUGCGAUCAUGGAGGAACCCGACGUUUUCUUGCUCGUUGGACAUAUGCCUGUGUCAGAGGACAAUUGGCCUCUUGUCGUUGAUGCGAUUCGAGCCGUUCAUCCUACAACACCCAUUAUGACAUUUGGAGGCCACAGUCACAUCCGGGACUGCAUUCAAUAUGACGGCCAUAGCAUGGGAAUCCAAAGCGGAAGAUAUAUGGAAACCAUUGGGUGGAUGAGUGCCAAGUUAAGUAUCAAGCAAGAAAAGAACACCACUUUCAGUCGUCGCUACCUUGAUCCAAACCGGGUCACGUACGAAUAUCAUGCAGGCCGUUCUGGGGCUAAAUUCGAUACCUACAUGGGAAAGAAAAUAACUCGCGGCUUGAAGGCUCUUGCGCAACGCUUCAACCUUGAUUUCCUCUUCGGCACGACGCCUCGCGAUUAUACCCUCAGCCAAGCGCCCUAUCCUUCUGAAAACUCACUACAUUCCCUAUAUAUUGAGGAGGCUACUCCUGGGGCCCUGUCUAUCAACAACACAAGGGCAGACAUUCCCCGCCUUUUGAUAUCUAAUUCUGGCCUUUUGCGUUUCGACGUCUAUUCAGGCCCAUUCACGAAGAAUGAUCAACUCUCAGCUUCUCCUUUUGCGGAUAGAUGGUUGUAUAUUCCCAACGUCAAGCUUUCAGUUGCCAACCAGGUUCUCAACUCCUUAAACCAAGUAGGGGAGGAGCAUCGUCGCAGCCUGGAGGAAGAGGAAGAACGAGCGAAAGAACUUUAUGCGAAAGGAGAGAUUGAUGCGAAGUUCAAGUCCUGGUUGGAGGAGAUGGAUAAACGGAAUGGGCCUGAACGGCGGGCUGCUGGGAACCUAACAUUGGGUUAUGUCACGGAGGAUUCAUGCCCUGGGACUGGAGAUGACACUUUGCACGCCCCUCUUCCCUACCAUCGCGUCCCCGAUUUCAUCCAAUCCCGCGCCCCUGACAUCUCUCCUGAUUCCCCUAUCGACCUAAUUUUCGUCGACUUCAUCGAAAAGCAACUAGUCGGGAUCUUGAACCGGCUACAGACCGACAGAGCGUAUGCUUCUUCCGAUGUUCAAGAGUACAGCAAAAUCCUCACUAAUGAAGUCCUUGGGGUUUAUGCCCAAGGGGCCUGGAACUAG